Durio zibethinus is the source of this 821-nucleotide messenger RNA. The record is from RefSeq and is a predicted model, not a curated record. NCBI's taxonomy places the organism in Eukaryota, Viridiplantae, Streptophyta, Magnoliopsida, Malvales, Malvaceae.
AAAUCUCAACAAUAUUAAAUGUUUGGUAUUGCAAAUAGUUGGGAUGCCGAGCAUGGAUGACCUUGUGAAGAAGCCUGAUCUUUUAUCUUUUUAUAUUGCAAGUAAAAUUCCCAUCUCUGGACCCACAGGGCAGGAGCUUUUGGAAAUUAUUGGCAUUUCAUAUGGACUGCCCCAGAAAAUUGAGUUACUUAAAGGACUUGAUCGUAUGCGAUGUAAGAUCUGUCAGGUACUUAUCUCUCUCUCUCUCUCUCUCUCUCUCUCUCUCUCUCUCUUUUGUGUGUUUGAACACCCACGUCAUAUGGUUGCAUGGUUUCUUGUGUUCUUGAUGCACAAACAUGCAGUUCUAUGGGCUACUCUUCACCAAUUUUUAUUCAAUUGUCUUUCUUUUUUUUUUUCUUUCCUUCGGACUGUAAUUGCUAGGCUAUGUGAUUUGUUGGUGAUGUCUAGUGAUGGCCCUCUGGGUGCUUAUGUUAAUUCGCAUGGCUAUGUGCUUGAGGUAAUUAUCUUUCGUAAAGCAAAUGGCUUACCACUCAAAGGCCGACCGGUUAAAGAGUACAGCUGGUUUCCUGGGUGUGCAUGGACGAUUGUAAACUGUGCAUCUUGUUAAACCCAAACGGGGUGAGGUGGCUUUUACUGCGACAAAUGAGAAGUUGAAGCCAAAAUUUUCGAGGGAAAAGUAGCUGUCAAGUUAUGGAUGGCAUGCUAGAAACCAUGUCUUCUCAAGUAUGUCCUAAAAUUUUCUCCAGUUAAUAUGCAACCAGACUAUCAGAGCUUAUAUUUGUGUAACCUUGAUAGAUGAAAAGAUCAGCUUUCAUGCUGGU